AUGUCAGCACGCACAAACAGGAAGUUCGAUGCAGAGGAAGGUCCUGCACCAGCCCUGCUGGCUGUGAGAGCAGCUGUGGGUGGCCUAUGCGGUCAGAAGCACUCAGCAGAAUGCCCCGCUAAGAGGAACUGCCCCCGGUGCAAGUGGAUCGCAAACCAGUCAGCGUGGAAAAAGAAGUUCCCAUGGCUGGAUGCCAAAUUCCGGAUACAGGACAACUCCAGCUGUUGGGGGCUGGGUUGCCGACAAUGUGCAGAGGUGCAGCAAUCCCAGCCAGAGUUGUUCCAUGGACUCAUGGUUUCAAGGCAUCACUUUGCCAGGUAUGAAGUGCAGCACGGGGAGUUGAAAUUGCAAAGGUUCCAGAAGCACGCAGACUCCCCAGCUCACCAGAUAGCAGCACGUGCUUUCUCCAUGCACAUGGACCAAGACGACGGCAAAGAGCCAAAGAAUGAUGCCAGCUCUCCCAGUUUCCCAGAAUGGAAGCAAGUUCUGCACGAGCCCAAGUUGACUGCAGUAGGUGCAGUGGCAGCCACGGGGAAGUGUCGAAUGAUGCGCUGGUGCAUAGCCACUGCGCAUCGCCGCAGCUUGAAAGACAAGAUGCGGAAUGCCCUGUGCAUAUCCAUUCAGUCGGAUAUGCGAGGAAAUCGCGCAGAUGGUCUCAGAGAGGCGAUCAUGCCGUGCAUCACAUCAUUUUGCAGCAAAGAGGUGCCACCCAACUAUGGUGGUUUGCGGGUCAAAAGCCCCGAGGGGGAGCAGCAGGUAGAUAAGGACUUUCUGGUUAUGCUCUGCAGCCGCAUCGAAGGUUUUGCUGCAGAUAGCGCCUACGAUGAACAGCUUGCCGCGCGAGAGCUUCAGGGCGGGCCUCUGGCAGGCCCUGCCAUCCCUCCACUUCAGGAGCAUUUGACCCAGCUUCUGAGCCGACCUUGGGCAGCAGAGUCUUUUCUCAAGAGCUGUGUGGUGGAGAUCCUUGAAAAACAGAACAGCAUUGCCAAGCUGAUCACUCACAGGCCUGCCAUCAAGCAGCUUUACGAAGACUUCAGAAAAAAGCUGCCAGAUGCUCCGUGUGGCUCAGAUUUGAGGUAUGCGCCGCAGCGCUAUUCCUCCGAAUCAGUCACCUUGCUGCGCGUUGUUGUGUCGUUUGAGAGCAUCCUGGGCACUCUCAGCUGUGUGCCGGACGUGCGAGGCUGCAGCUCAGAAGAGGGGGCUGCGUGUUUGCACACCCUCCAGUGGCUGGACACUGAGAAGUGCAUGCAGCUCGGGAUGCUUGGAGAUGCGGCCUUGGAAGUCCAGCGUUUGGUGGAGAUCGCGGACCGGGAUGAGGAAGACAUCAUCGAGUUCCCGUUCUAUCUGGAGCAUUUCCGGCAAGUUUUGGGGAAACUCUUCGUUGAAGGCAUGUGCUUGCAGAUUCUUUGCUUGACCACCGUGAUGUUGGAACACCUGAAGCUUAAGCGAACGUUCGUUUUGCAGCAGGGCAGAGCCAUGUCACUGGGCGGGGACAUCACUGAGGACCUGAAGGCCAGGUGCCUCAGGCGAAUGGCGACAUAUGUGGCCUUGGCAGACAAGGUUCUCGUUGCAGAGUUCCCCAGCUAUGACAUCAUGGCUUGCUUCAAGGUCUUCAGCGUGCAGGACGCUGUUCGGAGCAAGCAGCUGUUGCAGAAUGUGCGCCCCGACGCUCCUUGGGUGCGCGGGCCGAACCGCCACCCGCCAGCCGCCACGUCCGAGUGGUGGGGCUGGUGGGACUGGGACUCCGACUGGAGUUCCCAGUGGGACUGGAGGACCUCCCAGCAUGAGGAGGCCUCUUCCAGUCAGGCACCAGAAGGUGCCAAGGGGAGCGGAGCCGCCGAAGCUCCAGCUCGACGCCGCCCUCUCAUAGGCGAGCGCACCGAAGCCCCGAACCAAAACCGGGGCAGAACAGCCAAGCCCGAAAAGGGCAAAGGGAAAACCGGCCCGAGUGCGGGCCGCCCCGCCUCGGAGUCGGGGAGCCGAACCCCCCGUCGCGGGGAGAAGGGAGCAGGGAAGCCCACCAAGGGCAAGCCUGCCAAGGGAGCUGCGCAGCCCGCAAAGGGCAAGGCAGCCCAAGCAAAAGGAGCAGAGCAGCUCGCAAAGGGCAAGCCAGCUCCAGCAGGCAAGUCCGGCAAGGGCAAGCCUGCGACCCAAGAGCCUGAACAAGGUUCAGGGAAGAAGAAGAACCACCGAGGUGGUCGUUCCCAAGCGGCCCGCGCCAACCGCGAGGCCCGCGGCGCCGAAAGGCGCGAAAGAGAGGGUACAGACCCGGUCGUCCUCGUAGAGGGCCCGGGGACUGAUAUCCCAGAGCCGCGCACGCCGGAGGAAACUCCUGCAGGUGCCGGCCAGGUGAUUCAGAGCCCAAGCUCGGAAUCCUCCUUGGACACCGCGGCGGUGCCCAAGGCGCCAGUCUUCACAGGCCCCGCGCCUGGCGAAGACACUCCAGACUUCGGGGGAAGCAACUCCGAAGGAGAGCGGGAAACCCCGCCCGCUGCUGCUGCAGCUUCUUCCUCUAGCGACUCUAGCGGGGUCGUCCCUGCUAAGAAGGAAGAGCCGGCAGAGCGGGUUGCCCCGCCUGCCUCCGCAGAGGCGGCCGCAGAGCCAGCCGAGGAGGCAAAGCCUAAGGCCUCACCGAAGGCCGAGGCAAAAGAAGAAAGCUCUGGAAGCCCCAGCUCCGAAGCUGGGCAGGAGCAAGCGGCGCCGCCACCUCACUUGGGACCACCGCCUCCACUGAAGGAGGAACCCAAGGCCGCACAGCCAGGGCCAGCAGAGCCCGAGGCUGCGGUACCUCCCGCGCCUCGGGAGGAAGCUCCGGAGCAGGAGCUAGAGCCCACCUCACCGGCCGAGGACGGUGAGGAAGAGGGCGAGGAGUCCGAAGAGAGCUCCGAGGGCCAAGGGCCGUGCCAGUUCCUCAACGGACUCAGGCACGCGGCUCGCAACAGGCCAGAGACCCCUUGGGAAGGCAACCCAAGGCUGGCACAGCAGUACGGAGAAGCCCUGACCUUGCUGGACGAGAUCAGCCAGGCUAUCUUCGCCUUGCGCGGGGAAGUGGCAAACCUUAGGGGUUUGCUGGAGAGCCAAGCGCAGCAGCUGCAGGCUGCGAUUGGCGAGCUUGCGGCCCAAAGGCAACAGGGCCUAGCUGCAGCAGCCGCCACGGUGGCAGCCGCUACGGCGGCACCCGCCCCUGCGCCCACGCAGGCGAGCGGUGGAGGGCAUUUGCUUAAGAGCAUGCGGCUCCCUACCUCCCUUAAGGGGCGGGACGACUGGGAGCGCUUUGCCUUUCAGGCAGAGUCCUACCUGGCAGUCGUAGACACCAGGUAUCCAGCAGAGCUGGAGAUAGCUCGGAAGUGCAAGGCGCCACUCCAAAUGUCAGUCAUGACCGAAGAAGUGCGGACCCUCAGCGUCCGCCUCUUCGGCAUGCUGGGCAGCUGGACCCAGGACUCCGCCACAGCUGUAAAGCUGGCGCGCGGAGUGAAGGGCCAGAAUGGGUUCGAGCUCUGGCGCCUCCUGUGGCAGGAGCACAACCCGGAGAACGAGUCCAAGAACCUCACCUGGAGGCGAACCCUGCUGAUGCCGAAGUUCCCGCCAAAGGAGAGCGACUUCUCCUUGGCUCUGCAGGAAUGGGAGGCAGACCUGGACCGCUACGCCUCCGAGUAUGGCGCAGGGCGCGCCCUAGCAGACGAAGAUCUGCGGGCAGUGCUGGUUACCGAGAGCCCCACCGCUCUUCGGCAACACCUCGCUAUGCACGCGGCGAGUCUUUCGACUUAUGCCGAGGUGAGGGAAGUGGUGGUGAGCUACUUGCAAGCCAAAAGGGUCUGGACCCCGAGUGCGGGCUACGCCGCCUCCUCCCGAAGGGAUCCUAACGCCAUGGACAUUGGCAGAAUAGGGGACCGAGACGGGAAGGAUGGAAAAGGCAAAGGCGACAAAGGCAAAAAGGGGGACAAAGACCACAAGAAGGGCAAGGGCGACCACAACAACAGAGGCAAAGGAAAAGGGGACAAAAAGGGGAACCAACAAGGAGACAGAGACGGCAAGGAGAGAUGCCCCAUCUGUUGGAAAACGGGGCACACCGUAAAAGAGUGCUGGUUCAACGCCAAGGGAAAAGGCAAAGGCACCAAGGGCCAGGUGGCCCAAGUGGCCGACGACGCAGCCACGACAGUGUCAACAGCCUCCUUGGCGAUUGCGGGUCCCUCCGCGUCCCAAGCUGGAGGAAGCACCGGCGGCUCUGGCGGCAAAGGCCAGGUACGCCAGGUGCGUGACGACCGCAUCUUAGGUGUGCGGUUUGCCCCGCCUUACGACACCGAGCCAGAAGAGGACAAGAUCCUAAAGGUGUCGGGGAGUCUUCUUGUGGACUCCGGGGCGUGUGUGUCCGUCUGCAGGCCCGAGGCGUUUCCCGACCUGCAGCCCGCGGGCCCACCAAAGAGCCUUUACUCGGUGGACAACAGCCGCCUGAAAACAAAGGGCCAAGUCCAGCCGAGCCUCCUCUUAGGGGAGGAGCGUCAGUCCUGCAAGGUCAACUUUGAGGUGACCGAGGACAUAGAGGACAGCCACAUUUUGUGGCCCGACGGCGUCCGAGCCUCGAUCCUCAAGAGAGGGUCACAGUUCCUCCUACCCUACGAGCGGGAGCUCCCGCCGGGGUCAACAAACCGGGUGGCACCGGUGGCGCCAGAGCCACCAAGCCCAGGCCGAGACCUGGGGCACUACGACUACAUAUCGGAGCACGACCUCGAAGCUCGAGAGGUGGAGGACGCGGCGAUGGAAGCAGCAGCCGACGAAGAGGCCGAAGCUGCUGAAGAGGAGGAGGCUGCGGGUAACCCCGCCCCUCUCGAGGAGCAGGCCGAGCAGCCUGACUCAAGGCCACGCGGCCUACUUGGCGGUCUCGCAAAGUCGAGGUUGGCCGUGAUGUCGGUGCUUUCGCCCGAUCUCAUCGCCCAGGUGGACAGCAUGCUGGACCAAGCCGCUGAAGGAGAUCGGUUGGUCCGGACAGUGCAAGACUUGCUCCAACUUCUCAAGCAGAACAACUUGGUCACGAGCAUGAGGCUCAGCCCCAUGCACGUGGGCGUGCACCCGAAAAACCGCGAUGGUGCCGGGAUUAUCGCAGGCGACUGCUUGGAGUUGCUAGAGAAUGUGUUGUCUGUCGGAUUUGUUCGCGACCGCAUCACAGCCCUGGCUGUGGAGAUAACGGAUGCAUCCGUCCGUCGCUUCAACGAGGACCUCGUCCGAGGCUCCGGCGGCCAGCUGGGCGAGCUGGACGGUGACAUGCUGAAGGUUGUGUCAUUGGCUGGGUCGCAUACAAAUUUCAUGUUGCGAUUGUUGUCACAGGGGGCAGCUCUUUCUACUUCGGCGGCUUCGGUGGAUGGACGGCUUUCAUUAGAGAAAGUGGCCCGGCGAGACCCUGAGCUUGCCAAUGCAGCCCGUGAGGGGCUGGUCUGGGAUGUCAUAUCGAGGGAAGUGGCCACAAGAUGGCCGCAGUUCCUGGGCCUCGUCCAAUCGGCCAUGAAUGCUACGCUUCAAAAGCAGGAGUCCGAAAUGCAGCUCUUGCAUCGGGUUCAUCGACUCGUCUCGGCCGUGGAGAAAGUUGACUUCUCCAGCAUCAAAAAGCAAGCCUUGGCUUCCAAGCCACCUUGCUCGGCGAAGACGGCGGAUUCGUUGCUCUCACAGAUCCGUGAGAAAAUGAACUCUGCCGGCCUUGACCCGCUCAACAGCCCCGAUGCCCUGCACAUUCUCGGCAUGACGGAAGUGAACAUUGCCGCAAAGAUUUUGGGGGUCGUGCAGCCGCAGGAAAAGCGCUACAAAAGCCUGCACGGCAUAGCUCACGACUGUAUGGUUUUGCUCAGCAAAAUCAGCACCCAGGCACUCGAGAACCCGUGGGCCGACAAGGCCGAAGAGACGCCUUCGGGAUCCGGCGAUGCGACCACAGCACAGCCGAGCACGGUUGCCAUGCGAGAGUUGCUUGACGAUGGAACCUAUGGUAACCCUGACGAGGUUAUGCGAGAGGCAGGCUUUGAGGUGGGCUGCACGAUCAAGCGAAAGAAUGACAAAGACGAGUACAUCAUCCGUGGUGUGAAGAAGACUUAUGUGCGAGUGGAGAACCAGUCCACUGUGGUCAUAGUGAAAGCAAGCCUCGAAUCCUUCAUGAGCAAAGAGUGGACAAAGGUCGUUGCCAAGCCGCAGCCCUCCGUGAUCGCAGACCUUACCCCCUUCAACCCCGAUGAGAGUUUGGAUUGGCAGGCCCACGUGUUUGUCGGUGCAUUGUUGCAGGAGCUUCAGGGGCUGUGGAAGACGUUUGGAUCGAGCAGUUUGCAAGGCAAGUUGAGCUUGCAGCUGAAGCCUUCAAAGGCACUCACGGCAACUGCAGCAUUUCCGAAAAGGAAGCUCGUUCUCGUGCCGGUGACAUCCAAGAUUAUCUUCAAAAACCCUGACGACACUUCGGGGAUGCCUUCGGGGACACCUCUGCAGACAACAUGGAAAAAAGACGGCAGGCUCUUCUUUGCAGUGUCCAGCAAUCAAUUGCCGAGAGAAGAAGGCGGGCACGGAUUCCUCGCCCCGUAUUUCGCAGUGCCCACGACUCCGGACGAAGAGCAGGCCAGUUUGGAGGAGUUCAUGCACAAGGCUCCUCUCGCAAAAUGGCCGUUGUUGCGCAACAAGGCAGCCAUCAGCAUCGGCGACUCCCUCUUGAUCUACAAGCCUGUUUCGAAAGCGGCCGCGGAAGACCUUGAAGAGGCAUCCCCUCUUGCUGCGAAACGUCGCCGGCUGAAGAUGGGCUGA
Molecule: messenger RNA, 6768 nt
Organism: Symbiodinium sp. CCMP2592
Lineage: Eukaryota; Dinophyceae; Suessiales; Symbiodiniaceae
Source: the annotation of a GenBank genome assembly